Molecule: messenger RNA, 2441 nt
Organism: Anarrhichthys ocellatus (wolf-eel)
Lineage: Eukaryota; Metazoa; Chordata; Actinopteri; Perciformes; Anarhichadidae
Gene: nptx1l
Product: neuronal pentraxin 1 like
Exons: 5
Coding region: 162-1460 (432 amino acids)
Source: RefSeq, a predicted model, not a curated record
CGGUCGUGAUGCAGUGAACCCGCUCUGCGCAGAACCAGGCUCGCUGUAUAAAAACGGCUGCGCUUCCACAGAGCGAGUACAACAACAUCGGGACACGCGCGCGUCAAGUCACUGCGGCUCAUCAACCCAAAACAAAAGUCCGACCCGGCACAGACGCAGACAUGCGGGCCACUAAGAGCGGGAUCAGUUGGAGACUUUUUCUAUUUUCCUGCCUGUUUCUGGAGAGUUCGUCUCAAGACUUUGGCGGACAGACGCAGUUCAUAUGUACGUCCGUGCCCAAGGAUAUGGACAUUUGCGCAGCCACUUUGCAGAACAGCGUGCCAGGAGAGGACUUGAAGACCACCGUCAUGCAACUGCGGGAGACGGUUUUGCAGCAGAAAGAGACGAUCAUGAACCAAAAAGAGACCAUCAGGGAACUGACCUCAAAGUUGGCUCGAUGCGAGAGCCAGAGCGGCGGCGAGCCCGUGGACGCGCGGCCCGGGGGCAGGAGGAAAGACGCUGGGGCAAAAAACACGAUGGGGGAUGUAUCGAGGGGCCCCGCGGACACUUUGGCGCAACUAUCACAGACUUUACAGUCGCUAAAGCAGAGGUUAGAAAACCUGGAGCAAUUCAGCAGAAGUAACAACUCGGUGCAGGCGAACAGCCUCAAAGACCUGCUCCAAAGUAAAAUCGACGACCUGGAGAAGCAGGUGUUGUCCCGGGUGAACAGCAUCGAGGAGGGGAAGCCCGGACUCCGGAAUGAGACGGAGCAGCGCGGCAGAGUGGAGUCCACGCUCACGUCUCUACACCAGAGGAUCACCGACCUGGAGAAAGGUCAGAGAGACAACAGGCCUCUGGAUAAAUUCCAGCUCACGUUCCCACUGAGAACCAACUACAUGUACGCAAAAGUGAAGAAGAGUCUGCCAGAGAUGUACGCCCUCACCGUGUGCAUGUGGCUAAAGUCCAACGCGUCCCCGGGAGUGGGCACACCGUUCUCCUACGCAGUCCCGGGUCAAGCCAACGAGCUGGUCCUCAUAGAGUGGGGAAACAACCCGAUGGAGAUACUAAUAAAUGACAAGGUCGCCAAGCUGCCUUUUCUCAUCAAUGACGGAAAGUGGCAUCACAUCUGCGUGACCUGGACCACUCGUGAUGGUGUCUGGGAAGCUUUCCAAGAUGGCGUCAAAAGAGGGAGUGGAGAGAAUCUGGCUCCAUAUCAUCCCAUCAAACCACAGGGCCUGCUGAUCCUGGGUCAAGAGCAGGACACACUCGGAGGAGGAUUUGACGCAACACAAGCUUUUGUUGGAGACCUGGCGAAUUUUCACAUCUGGGAUCGGAAACUAUCUGUCGGAGAGAUAUACAAUCUGGCGACGUGCAGCAGCAAAGCGCAAGUGGGCAACGUUUUUGCGUGGAUGGAGACGAGCCUCGACAUUUACGGAGGUGCCUCAAAGUGGACAUUUGAAGCCUGUCGCCAGCUCAACUGAACUGCAGGGAAAGAGGAGAUCAGUGAAUUUUGUCAAAGCCACUCUGUUGUCACAGCCGUGGUAAAGUAAUUUGAAAAGUCAGGAUUAUUUCAAUGAAUAGCAUCUGGAUUUGUUAUAGAUAUAUGAAAACAUCAUUCUGGACACUUGAUAGAUUUUUACCAAAUACUCAUGUGGGGACAGGUCACUGCAAACGGGACACCUUGGCAUCCCGUGGCGCUUGAACGCACCAUCAGGCCUAGUUGUGGUUUGGAAGAAGCAGCCGCUGACGCUCCAGAGAGCAGAGGACGCUCUCGGGGGAUCGAAACGUCAGGCCGGCAUCAAAAGUACAGUAGGAGGUUAUGUAGUUUUUAGCCAACAGAUGUCACGCAAUUCAGCAAAACAACUGACUUCUUCAAACGUCUUUUCUGUCUCGACUGCCAGGGUUUCUCACUGUGAAAAGGACAAGGUGGACUUCUUUAAAAAGAGAGGUGCUCUUCAGGAGGUCAUAAAAUAGACAACUUUGCUUCUCUCUCACUAUUCUUUCUCUUCCACCACCUGCUUGACGUGAUUUUGUGUAAAGAAUGACAUAUAUAUUGCCAACAUUCGAGCCUGAGUGCCUUGGGCUGUUGAAAAAAAAAAAAAAAAUUUCAGCACAUUCAUUACGAUUUGCAGAGUGUUCGUGUUUAUUUUCUUGUAAAAAUUAUUUUGAAAAGGUGUUUCUUGUAACACUCUGAAUGGGGUUGGAUCAGAUUGUUUAUUGAAAAAUGCAAUUCAUUGAUGAUAAUGACGCAUUUUGCAGAUGUUUGUACUUCAAUGGGAAUGUUCUCUGUACAGUAACAGCAUGUCUUAACUUCUGUAAAUGCUGCGUCAGCAUCUAUGAUCUUUGCUUUUACGAUAUGAAUUUGAGAUUUUAUACUGUAUUGUUACAUGCUUAAAGCAUGGCAAGACGGACAGAUGAAAAAAGUUCUAGUUUUUGUAAUAAAUUGUGAUACUUGAAUCAUA